Molecule: messenger RNA, 234 nt
Organism: Penicillium malachiteum
Lineage: Eukaryota; Fungi; Ascomycota; Eurotiomycetes; Eurotiales; Aspergillaceae
Product: DPY30/SDC1 family protein
Exons: 2
Coding region: 1-234 (77 amino acids)
Source: RefSeq, a predicted model, not a curated record
AUGGGCGAACCUAACGGCACAAGUACACCCAUCCCUGAUCUCUCUGCCGCGACGCAGGUUCGACCUGGUGGUGCUCCAGCUCGCGUAUAUCUGAAUGAUAAGAUUGUGCCACAUCUGUUGGAAGGGAUGAAGUCGAUUGCUAAGGAUCAGCCGGCUAACCCGUUACGUGUGCUUGGUGAAUUUUUGAUUCAGAAGAGUAACGAAUUGGAAGGUGAUGGAAAGAACAGCGAGUAG